AUGCCGAGCAACGACAGUCACGACGCCCAGUUGCUGCGGCACUACGCCCAGUUUUUUCCAAACGUGCUCUUCACGUCGGAGGAGGAGAUGGAGAAGUACUGCCAGGAGGCCAGGCCCGAUGCGGUGAAGAAGGCGCUUGACCUUCCGGAGGGGGAGGAGGUCCCGGAGGAUGUCAUGAAGGACCCCCGCGCGCACUUGUACAUACUAAAACACAUUGUGGGACGCAAUGCAACCACGGCGGCGUUUGUUGCCCUCCGAGGUUCUGAUAAGCAAAAGGUAGUGGCGAAGUUUAUUAUGUUGAAUGACGAGAAGCAGACGGCGUAUGCGCGGAGCGAGGUUCACUGCCUGGCCGCCUGUGACCACUUUGGCAUCGUCAAGCACUACGAUGACCUGAAGUCGGAGGAUAAACUGCUAUUAAUCAUGGAGUACGGCAGUGGCGGUGACCUUAACAAGCAAAUCAAACAGCGUCUCAAGGAGCGGCUGCCGUUCAAGGAACAUGAAGCGGGUCUCUUAUUCUAUCAAAUUGUUCUGGCAUUGGACGAGGUGCACAGCAGGAAAAUGAUGCAUCGGGAUUUGAAAAGCGCCAAUAUCUUUUUGAUGCCCACCGGCAUUAUCAAACUGGGUGACUUUGGUUUCUCCAAGCAGUAUACAGAUUCUGUCUCGCUAGACGUUGGCUCAUCGUUUUGCGGGACACCUUACUACCUCGCACCAGAACUUUGGGAGCGAAAGCGAUACAGCAAAAAGGCUGAUAUGUGGUCACUUGGGGUUAUCCUGUAUGAGCUUUUGACGCUACACCGCCCCUUCAAAGGUCCGUCCCAGCGUGAAAUCAUGCAACAGGUGUUGUAUGGCAAGUAUGACCCGUUUCCGUGUGCCGUGUCUGAUGGAAUGAAGGCACUUAUGGAGCCUUUGCUCUCGAAGGAUCCCGCGGUGCGCCCCACCACUACACAGCUCUUACAAACCGAACUCUUGAAGUAUGUGGCAAAUAUAUUUGAAGAAAUUGUAAGAAACUCCGAGGUCAUCGAGAAGCACGACAAGGAGCGCAUCCUCAAGCAACUUGCCGAGGCACGGGCGAAGGCGCCGCCCCCGAGUGCCGUUCAACCAGGUGCCGUAAGCACCGACGUGGUGCGUGAAGGCUACCUUCUAAAGUACAGUUCAGAUAUGAAGUGGAAAAAGCGAUACUUUUCCAUCAAAAAUGGGCAACUGCGCAUUUCCCUCACUGAUAACCCCGAGAAGGAUGGUGUCUCUCCAAAGUCUGCCAGUCUGGAAACGGUCAAUGAUGUAUUUCCGGUGCCGGAGGCCUACUGUCGCUCUAACCCGCAUCAGCUUGUGAUUUGGUUCACAAAUGGUCAAAAAAUCAUUGCCAUGGCAAAGUCCGCGGAGGAGCGCGAUCUGUGGAUCUCCGACUUUCAACGAGCGUGUGGUAUGUAA
This is a messenger RNA of Trypanosoma conorhini, 1428 nucleotides long. RefSeq names its product putative folate/biopterin transporter. Lineage: Eukaryota; Euglenozoa; Kinetoplastea; Trypanosomatida; Trypanosomatidae. The transcript has a single exon. Gene Ontology annotation, molecular function: protein kinase activity; ATP binding. The record is from RefSeq and is a predicted model, not a curated record. The coding region runs from base 1 to 1428 and encodes 475 amino acids. Gene Ontology annotation, biological process: protein phosphorylation.